Molecule: messenger RNA, 1746 nt
Organism: Striga hermonthica
Lineage: Eukaryota; Viridiplantae; Streptophyta; Magnoliopsida; Lamiales; Orobanchaceae
Source: the annotation of a GenBank genome assembly
AUGAGAAGAAAUCUCAAAUUCCUACCUUUCUUACUCCGGCAUAGCCAAACCUAUUUUGACAGCGCCACCCAGCCCAUCAAACUCUCACUUCAUUUCCCAUCAUCCAAUUUCAGCGUUCUCUACCCUCCACCCAGAAACCAUUAUAUUCCCAGACCUGCUGCCGCUUACGCAUCUUUUACCUCCUCCUCAACCGCCGGGGACGAAGAAGAUGCCUUUGGCGGCGACCAGAAUCACGAUUCUGAUAGCGAAUCGGAUGAGGACAUCGCGGCGCACCGAACAGUGUGCAAUUCGGGCUCGGCCGGCGACCUCAAAAUCCUUAUGGGUAUUCUACAAACACUUGAUCCUCAAGAGAAGAGCAAAAGGCUCGAUCAUUCCGGGGUCAAUCUGACGCGGCAGCUAGCGGCGGACGUUCUCGCCGGGACGCGGAACAACUGGGAAGCAGCCUUCACCUUCUUCGUAUGGGCCGGCAAGCAGCCCGGAUACUCCCACUCACUGCGGGAGUACCACACCAUGAUAGCCAUCCUUGGCAAGUUCAGGAAGUUCGACACUGCGUGGUCCGUGAUUGAUGGCAUGAGGCCAUUGUCCCUCGUGACUCCCCACACUCUGUUGAUAAUUAUCAGAAAAUACGCGGCUGUUCACGAUGUUGGCCGGGCCAUCAAUGCCUUUUACGCCCACAAGCGAUUCGGGUUCAAGGUAGGGGUCGAUGAGUUCCAGGGUCUGCUUUCGGCCCUGUGCCGGUACAAAAACGUGAAGGAUGCCGAGCAUUUGCUUUUCUGUAAUGCUUCCAUUUUCCCUCUCUGCACCAAAAGCUUCAACAUUGUGCUCAAUGGAUGGUGCAACGUGCUUGGCUCGUUGAAAGAGGGAAAACGGAUAUGGAAGGAGAUGGAAAGGAGGGGAGUGAGGCAUGAUGUGCACUCGUACUCGAGCAUCAUAUCCUGCCUCUCGAAACUGAAUAGAAUGGGUGUAGUUUUGAAGUUGUAUGAAAAAAUGAAGGCUUUAGAUAUUCAGCCUGACAGAAAGGUGUACAAUGCUGUGAUUCAUGCUCUGGCCAAAGGGAGGCUGGUGAAUGAAGCCCGUGGUCUGAUGAAAACAAUGGAGGACAAGGGAAUUAGUCCGAACAGCAUCACCUAUAACUCAAUCGUAAUGCCUCUCUGUAAGUACCGGAAGUUGGAAGAAGCCCGAGAAUUGUUUAAUGAGAUGACUGCCAGAGGCUUGCUCCCGACCACUCGUACUUACCAUGCAUUCAUUCGGGCUUUGAGAACAGGUGAUGAGGUUUUUGAUCUUUUGGAUAAAAUGCGCGAGGCUGGAUGUAUUCCCGAUCACGACACGUACAUCAUGUUGAUAAAGAAAUUUUGUCGUCGCCGCCAGCUGGACCUAGUAUUCAGGGUGUGGGCUGAGAUGGGCAAGAACGGACUUGACCCGGAUAGGAGCUCGUACAUCGUGCUCAUACACGGGCUUUUCUUGAACGGCAAAUUGGAUGAGGCGAAUAAGUAUUAUUUAGAAAUGAAGGAGAAGGAGUUGUUGCCUGAGCCGGAAAUAGACGCUAUGCUUCGGGCUUGGGUGGAGGGAAAGACAGGUGACAAAUUGCAAAAAGAUGCUCCUAUAGAUGAUCGGCGGAGCUUUAGCAAGCUUGGGGACAAGGCGGGAAUAAAAUCAAAGAAAAAUCACAGGGAAAAUCAUUUUCUCCGGCAGCCUGAAUCAAGAAGUGUUACAAGGGAGAAAGGCUAUUCAUUCUGGGGUCAUUGA